Messenger RNA from Knipowitschia caucasica, 462 nucleotides. Lineage: Eukaryota; Metazoa; Chordata; Actinopteri; Gobiiformes; Gobiidae. The record is from the annotation of a GenBank genome assembly.
AUGGCUGACAGGACUGCUCCCAAUUGCCACCUGAGACUGGAGUGGGUGUACGGAUACCGGGGACAUCAAUGCCGCAACAACCUGUACUACACCGCCGCGAAGGAGAUCGUCUAUUUCGUGGCCGGAGUGGGAGUCGUGUACAACACCCGGGAGCACAAACAAAAAUUCUUCCUGGGACACAACGAUGACAUAAUCAGCUUGGCACUGCACCCGGAGCGCGUCCUGGUGGCCACAGGGCAGGUGGGGAAAGAGCCGUACAUAUGCGUGUGGGACUCCUACACCGUCCAGAUCGUGUCCAUCCUGAAAGACGUGCACUCGCAUGGGAUCGCCUGCCUGGCCUUUGAUCUGGAGGGACAGCCUCGCUCUCAGAGGAGUGGUACAGCUUGUUCUUUUGACCGGCACAGACUGGAGAUGGCCCCAUGUGUUGGACCGGUGAGGCCCGGAGAUCCAAAUGGAAAGUGA